CUGCUCUCUGCUCCCGCAGCCAUGAGCUCCGGGGCGGCGGCGGGGCCGAUCUUCGCCGAGGGCGAGGACUGCAGGGCGGCCUGGAGCGAGGCCACGGCCGGCUACGAUGAGCCCGACGCCCACCUGGAGAUCCUGGGCAAGCCGGUGAUGGAGCGCUGGGAGACCCCCUACAUGCACUCGCUGGCCACCGUGGCUGCCUCGAAGGGUGGGCGCGUGCUCGAGGUGGGCUUUGGCAUGGCCAUCGCCGCCUCCAAGGUGCAGCAGUUCGACAUCCAGGAGCACUGGAUCAUCGAGUGCAACGAGGGCGUGUUCCGGCGCCUGGAGCAGUGGGCCAAGGCACAGCCGCACAAGGUGGUGCCCCUGAAAGGGCUGUGGGAGGACGUGGUGCCGACGCUGCCCGACGGGCACUUCAGCGGGAUCCUGUACGACACGUACCCGCUGUCCCAGGACACGUGGCACACGCACCAGUUCAACUUCAUCCAGGGUCACGCCUUCCGCCUGCUGCGGCCUGGGGGGGUCCUCACCUACUGCAACCUGACCUCGUGGGGGGAGCUGCUCAAGACCAGGUACAGCGACAUCGAGAGGAUGUUUGAGGAGACCCAGGUGGGGCCCCUGGUGCAGGCCGGGUUCAAGAGGGAGAACAUCAGCACGAGGGUGAUGGAGCUGCAGCCCCCCCCGGAGUGCCGGUACUACUCCCACCCCAGGAUGAUCACACCCACCGUCCUGAAACACUGAGGGGAGCGGGACACAAACCCUGGGGACCAGAGGUACCAACAGCUCUGACCUCCUCCUGACGAGAGAGAGCAAACCCGAUUCAUCCAGAGGGAGCUGGAGGCUCGGGAUGGAAGUCCAGCAGACAAAAGGACUGGAAGGUCCCUGCCAGGAGCCCCCUGCCCCACAGGAGUCUUCUGGGCUCUGUCCAAGAAGAACCUACCCUGUUCUGUCCUGACAGGAGGGUUUCCACUGAAGACUCAUCUCCAAAUUCCUCAGUUAAGCUGGAAUUCCAGGGCUUUGGCCAAAGGGGUUCCAGAACCAGCCAUUUCCUCUAAAAACUGGAUUAUUUUGAGACAUCACAGGGUGCCUUUCCACAGACGAGCCAAAUGAUCCAAACCAGGCAGGAGAAACUGGGAAGACAGAGCAGUUUGAGGUGUUCUGAGGCAUUUCGGCUGCUCCUGGAGCAGCUCCCCAGGGAGGUUUCCCAACACUUCUGGCCAAAGCCCCUGGCAGUGAGUCCUGACCCUGACACCCCCCUCCCAGCUCAGUAAAUGUUUCCUCUCUCCCCAGAAGGGAUAAAGUCCAUUAAAAGGAAUGAAACACCCAAA
This is a messenger RNA of Myiozetetes cayanensis, 1322 nucleotides long. It is a transcript of the gene GAMT, whose product is annotated as guanidinoacetate N-methyltransferase. NCBI's taxonomy places the organism in Eukaryota, Metazoa, Chordata, Aves, Passeriformes, Tyrannidae. The record is from RefSeq and is a predicted model, not a curated record. Gene Ontology annotation, cellular component: cytoplasm; nucleus. Bases 22 to 735 code for a protein of 237 amino acids. The transcript has 6 exons. Gene Ontology annotation, biological process: creatine biosynthetic process. Gene Ontology annotation, molecular function: guanidinoacetate N-methyltransferase activity.